UUGUAGUAACGGCACGGCAGAUAGCGACCAAGUUGUUGGUGAAGCCACGGUAAUUAACAUAAAACCACACAUAUAAUGUCUUACAUGCACUUGUUAUGCAAGGCACAUACUUGUUUCAGUUGGCGUCACAGUUGUCAGACAAUGUAAACUAUAAAUAUGUGAACAGUUUGAAGCAAGCGUGGCAAGCAGUCAUUAAGAGUGUUAGCUAGUUAGCUUAAAAAGUGCGUGUACUGUAGUUGAGCCACGCUGAAAACUUUCACUACCAUGAGCAAAAAGACAACUUCACCGGAGUCAGGCAAAAACGUAAAGCUUUUGGGACAUGAAAGUGAUAAUUUGAACCUGCCACCUCCCCCAGAAGAGAAGCUGGAAGUUUCUAUCUACGACUCAAACAACAUUAAACAGCUUGUAAACGAGUUCAAGGGACUCCACGUGCAGAGAUUGACAUGUCUCGAGCUGGACACCACUUUAAACAAAGAGGAACGGCAGCAGAAGAAAGUGAAUUUCCUGUGGUCUUAUGCGAAUGACCUCGUAGAGCAGAACCAGGUGCUGGUCGAGACCGUUGAGGAUCUGCAGAUGGAAGCUGACAACAAGGUUUCCUGUCGGGGAAUGAAGCUCCACGCCUCAGAUCCCAUCCUGAACGUGUCUGAGGCUGAUCUGAGGACUUUGUUUCUGGAUGAGCUUGUUGGACCUGCGGCUAACAUCCCACACAGCUCUGUCUCCUUGGUUCAGAUCACAUCGGAGUUAGAAGACUUGAAAAUCCAGUUGCAAACCAAGGACAUGGUCAUCUGUGAUCUGGAGAGGACGCUCGGAGAGAAUUCGCAGCAGAGGCAAAAGACACUGGAGAGCCGUGAGAGGCUGGAGCUCCUGCAGAGUGAGCUCUCAUGUCUGCAGAGGAUCCACAAAGACAACAUGAAGGAGAUCACAGAGAGAGGCGUCUGCAUCACCAAACUGCAGGCGGCCUCUGAGCUGCUGCGACGACAAGAGGGCGACGACACACGCACUCAGCUCUCCAAGCUGAAUGAAAGAGCGAGGGAGCUUCAGGAGGAACUUAGGAGGAAAGAGGAGGAAUGGAGGCAAAGAGAAAACGAGCAGAAGCUGAAAUAUGAAAAGCAGCAUGAAGAAGCAGAGGAGAGGGGGAGGCAGGAGCAGCAGAAGAGAGAGGAGGAGUGGGUGAGGAAGGUGGAUGAAGAAAGGAAGACCCAUGCUCAGGCUGUUGGACAGUUGGCCAAAAAGGCAGAUGUCCUGAAAUCUGAGUCGGCGGUCAGCAGGAAGCAGGUGGAGCGGCAGCAGAAGGAGCUGUCAGGGUCCCGUCAGAAGGAGGAGGCGCUUCUCUCUGAGGCCGAGGCCAAAAUGGAGUCUUUAAGGGGCGGGCUUGGCGCUUUAUUUGAGAGACGGAUGGAGGAGAAAGAGGAAAUAAAUAACCACCUAACUGAAGAGCUGAAUACAGCAAGACUAAAGAUGAAGGAGAGAGAGGAGGAUGUGGUUGGACUGCGAGCCACACAGGACUCUCUGAAGGGAACCUUGGCUCUGAAGGAGAAACACACACAACAGCUGCUCCACGACAACACACAGCUCAAAGAAAGCCUGUCUUCACUGCAGAGCAAAUUACAAACGACAAGUGAAACCCUGGAUCAAACCAGGAAGAGUCUGGACACGGAACAACAGCAGAUCCAAAAGCAGUUGCACCAUGCCAACAAAGCGAGGAAGCAUCUGCAGCAGGAGCUAACACAUGCACGUCACACCGCUGAAAAGAAGAUUCAGAAGAGGGAGAUGAAGACGUGCGCGCUGGCGAAGCAGCUCUCUGAAUGUCAGGAAGAGUUGCUCCAGAAAGAUAUGGCUUUAGAGGAACUGUGCGAGGAGAGGGAAGAGCUGAGAGCCAAGAUGGAGGACCGGAGCAGAGAGUGUGUCCACCUCCACCAGACCAAAGAGAGACUGGAGGCUGACUUGGCUCUGAGCCACGAGAAGAUCCACACCUCACACCUGGAGGUUCGAAGCAGAGAUCAGUUCAUUCUGCAGCUAAGAGCUGAAAUGAAGACAGCUGAACAGAAACAUCAGAGGGAACAGGAACCGGUGGCAGUGCUGGAGGGUGAGGUUAGACACUUGAAACACAAGGUCAGAGGACACCAUGAAGAGAAGUUCCAGUUAAUCGAAAAGGUCAGGGACAUCGAGCGCCUCGUAGACCAAAAGGAGAAAGAACAGCAGCAGCUACAUGAACAGCUGCAUGAUGGUCAGCAACAGGUCGAGACAUUCAAAGGGAAGCUGAAGAAGCAGGAGGUUGAGACUGAACUUCUUCAUGAGCAGCUGAGAGGAGCCAGUUUACAAGCCCAGGAGCAGAAAGAAACGGCAGCCAUUUUUAGACAAAAGUACACCGCAGCAAUGGAGAAGGUGCAUCGGGUGCAAGGGCAGGUGGAGCAUUUGGAAGAGGAACUACAGUAUUCACAGCAUCAGCUAAGAGAUUCCAAAUUGGCAACUGAUUCAGUGAGAGAGGAGCUAGCCGAGAUGGAGCAGCGGUACCAGGAGAAGGUCAACCAGUGGGAGAACUCGCAGGAGGCUCUGGACCAGCUGACGGAUGAGCUCCAGGCCAAUCAGCAUCUACUGAGGGAGAGUCAACAAAAAGAGGACCAUCUAAAAGGCCUGAUUGGAUCUAUGCAGGAGCAAAAAGACGCACUCAAACAGCAAAAACUGAUGUUGGAGUGUGACCUAAAGCUUUUUCAACAGAGUCAUUCCCAUUCGGACGAGGAGUACGUUCACCAACUAAAACACCAUCAGCAGCUACAGAAGCGCUGCACGGAGCAGGUUGAGAGCCUUGCGCGGUGUGAAAAGGCUAUUCUUCAGAUGAAGUCAGAGCUAGAGAGACAAGCUCAGGAUAAAGUCUGUCUGAAGAGAAGUCUUCUCGCGUCCCACCAUACGCACGUGAUCGAUCGCAGCCAGCUGGAACAGGAAGCGAUUCAUCUGAAAAAUGAAGUGACACGCGUAGAGCUUGAGCUGGCUGACACUCAAAAGGUACAUGUGGCACUUCUCAGACAGUCAGAGGAGGAGCUGAAGGAGGCCAGACGAGAGGUGGAGGUUCAGAGAGAGGAGACGCAGAGGCUUCAGGAGGAGAUACUGAAGGAGGAGGAGAAGAGGAGGAGCGCCAUCAGAGAGAAACAGAGUCUGAGCGCUUGUGUCAGACAGUUGAGCCGAGAAAUGGAGGAGCUACGCAGCAAGCAGCAAGUGACAGAGGAGGAGUUGGCAGCCCGUGCAGAGGAGGCGAGGCGGAUGGAGGGGUGCCUGAAUGAGGGAAAGCUAGCAGAGGGGAAAAUAAGGUCUGUGGCUGUGAGGCUGGAGUCUGAGGUUUUGGAGCUCAAGAGGAAUCUUCAGCAGGCUGUCGAUCACAAACUGGAGGCAGAGCGGGAGAAGCAGGAAGCGCAAGAACAGCUGAAAGAGACACUGAUCGGCAAAGAAAACCUCCGCUGUGAGAGCCAGCUGGUCCUGACUAAUGUCAACCGCUGGAUCAGUGAACAAAGAAGUUUUUCUUGUUAUUAUAGGGCUUCCAACGAGAGCCUCUCUGCUCAGAUGAAGGCCCAAAACAAGAUGCUGCUCAUCCUCACUGAAGAGAAAGCACAUCUUCAGGGCGCUAAUAACACGCUGAAGGCGGAGGUAAAGAGACUGAAAGAAACCGUGGAUAAGAAGCAGAGAGACAUGGAGCGCUUCAAGGCCCGGAUCCGAGACCAGGGCAUCCGGCAAGACGACAGAACCUUAGAAAAGCAGGGCUGCGUUGCUCAAAAUCUCAGCAAAAUGGAGGACAUGCAGACCAGACUGCGAAGCAACCUGGAGGCCGUUGGAAUGCUAAAUCAACAACUAACCUCCCUCAGCAGGGAGAACAAGCAGUUGCAUAGGCAGCUGGAGGAGGAGAAUUCUAAGCGUAGACAAGUGGCCCUGCCUCCUCCUCCCCCCUCCCAGCAGUCCUCCUCAGUCCACCUCCCUCCGCCUCCUCCUCCUCCUUUGGGCCUGGACACAGUGACAGGGGACAUUGAUGGGAUUCUAACCCAGACCAAGGCUAGGGAGAGCAGGUGAGUCCCAGGCUUUGGGGGUUCAGGAUCAGGCCCCCUGCCUCUCUGCAUGGUGCUUGGUCUGGCAGGACAAGCAGGGAUCUGAACAAAUGAAGCCCCCUGAAGACUUUGACCUGUCGAGACCUCUUGACCUGCAGCUCCUCACCAGGGAGUGCGCUCGGUUUGAGGUUAAUGUCCUGCAGGUCAAAGUCAAGUCCCAGGGUGCCUUUUGCCUGAGGGGCGCUCCAGAACCGGGGAAUGAUGAUGGAAUUCCCUCAAAUCGUCAAAAAUCAAACAUUUCUCUACUGCUGUGCCAUGAAGAGAUUAUUUCAUAGAACAUUCACACCUCUUAACAUUUGAAAUCUGAUACUGAAGUGAUGCCAACCUUAAAAUGCUGCAAUGAUAUGAGCAAUUGCAGCUAAUAACGGUAGCAAUUAUUUCUUUAAAUAAUCUUCAAUUGCAACAAAACUGUAGCACUAAGCACUAAAAUACACCUUCACUGCACUUAUUUGUAAAUCCAGACAGUCCUGAUGAACUAUAAUCAAUUUAUUUCAACUAAAAUGAACUAAUAAGACUCAUUGCAAUUCUUAAGUGUCUUACACUAGAGGAGAGUUUAGGGCACAUCAUCAGUAUCCACAGACGCAGCUCAGAUGUGGAUGGCUGUACCACAGUCUCUGAUUACUCUGCAGCUGUGCGCCAUGUGUCCUGCAUCUACUGCGGUGAAUGUGUCCGUACGUCUUUAUGCGAGUACAUUAUGUGUCUGCGUGCUUCUGCCUCUCUGAAAGUACCUGUGGGGGAGUGUGUGCUCAUGAGUGAUUGAGUAUAUUAGUUGUUUAUUGUAGUAGAUGUUGUUUUAUAUUUCAAAAACUAUUUAUUGAUUUCUCUCUUGUCGCUGUGUUUGGAGCCCAUGUGUUGUAACGACGGGAAAAUAAAAACGCGGGCGUACAUUC
Messenger RNA from Gymnodraco acuticeps, 4981 nucleotides. Its product is annotated as golgin subfamily A member 6-like protein 22. Bases 265 to 4056 code for a protein of 1263 amino acids. Gene Ontology annotation, biological process: spermatogenesis. The record is from RefSeq and is a predicted model, not a curated record. Lineage: Eukaryota; Metazoa; Chordata; Actinopteri; Perciformes; Bathydraconidae. The transcript is spliced from 28 exons.